Molecule: messenger RNA, 603 nt
Organism: Pollicipes pollicipes
Lineage: Eukaryota; Metazoa; Arthropoda; Thecostraca; Pollicipedomorpha; Pollicipedidae
Product: sex-lethal homolog
Exons: 2
Coding region: 184-603 (139 amino acids)
Molecular function (GO): RNA binding
Source: RefSeq, a predicted model, not a curated record
ACACCGCCGUGGGUUGGCAGUGCGUACGGGCACGUGUGUUCAGUUCCAGUUUUAUUCGGUUUUACUGGUCGCUUUUACCUGAGUUUUCGUCUCAGUUGCGAGGUAAGCAUCUUGAUGCCGUUGCAGAUAUUCUACAAGCGAGUAUAAGUGUUUAUUUCUCGUUGGUUCUGUAUAAAACAUUCCAUGGAUCGUGUUCAAGAGGAGCCCGAGCAUGCCAGUCUAUCGUAUGCUUCCCUAACAGACUCCGUGACGUCCAUGAUGAACGGCGUGGAGCUGGAAGGUCUGACGUCGAACGGAGGCGUGCAUGCCGCCCAGGCCGACUCGAAGCCGGGCCACGGCGCCGUCAGCAGCGGCGGCGGCACCAGCCCUGGGCCCGGGCCCGGCCACGCGCCCCAGUCCUGCCAGACCGAGGAGUCCAAGACCAACCUGAUCGUCAACUACCUGCCGCAGACCAUGUCGCAGGAGGAGAUUCGCAGCCUCUUCUCCAGCGUUGGCGAGGUCGAGAGCUGCAAGCUGAUCCGCGACAAGGUGACAGGUACGGACGCGUGCGGCGCGCAGGCAGGGGCCGGGUUCGGCGCCGGACUGGUUUGCUCUGUCGCCUAG